This is a messenger RNA of Nannospalax galili (Upper Galilee mountains blind mole rat), 375 nucleotides long. RefSeq names its product keratin-associated protein 21-1-like. NCBI's taxonomy places the organism in Eukaryota, Metazoa, Chordata, Mammalia, Rodentia, Spalacidae. The record is from RefSeq and is a predicted model, not a curated record. The transcript has a single exon. Bases 1 to 375 code for a protein of 124 amino acids.
AUGUGCUGCAACUACUACGGAAACUCCUGUGGAGGCUGUGGAUACAGCUCUGGCUAUGGAUAUGGCUCUGGCUGUGGAUACAGACCUGGCUGUCUAUAUGGCUCAAGACAUGGCUUUGGCUGUGGCUAUGGCUCUGGCUAUGGCUCUGGCUGUAGUUACAGCUCCAGCUGUGGAUAUGGCUCAAGAUACGGUUCUGGCUGUGGCUAUAGCUCAAGAUAUGGUUCUGGAUGUGGCAAUGGCUGUGGCUAUGGCUCAAGAUAUGGUUCUGGCUCUGGCUAUGGCUGUGGCUAUGGUUCCAGGUAUGGCUGUGGGUAUGGCUCUGGCUACUGUAGCUAUGGACCAUCUUGUUACAGAAAAUGCUAUUCUUCUUGCUAG